Poeciliopsis prolifica (blackstripe livebearer) is the source of this 1612-nucleotide messenger RNA. Its product is annotated as sialic acid-binding Ig-like lectin 14. Lineage: Eukaryota; Metazoa; Chordata; Actinopteri; Cyprinodontiformes; Poeciliidae. The coding region runs from base 97 to 786 and encodes 229 amino acids. The transcript is spliced from 4 exons. The record is from RefSeq and is a predicted model, not a curated record.
CAAAAUAGGACAGAGACAUGAUCUUUGGCUUGAAAAGGUUCAAAUCUUACAAGAUUUAAUUUCAGUCAAAGCUUCAAGACUUCUCGUCAGCUAAUAAUGGAGCUGAAAUUGUGGCUCCCGAUUCUGAUGGUUUUUGGGAUGGCUGAAUCUCUAGGCACGAGCAAGGACUGGUCCAUAAAAGUGCCAUCAAAAAUCCCUGUUCUUCAAGGCUCAUGUGUGGUCAUUCCCUGUACGUACGUUUACCCCCGAAUAGAUAGCAUGUCGAAGACAUGGAAGGGAUACUGGAAGAGACGGGGCACAGUUGUUGCAUCAAAUUUCCCCAAUUUGAAACUAACGCGUGAGUUCAAACAUCGAUCCAGAAUUAGAGGAACCCUUCAAAGCGGCAACUGCACCUGGCAGCUGAAUCGUGUCAGAACAACCGACACUGGUCCGUUUCACUUCAAAAUUGAAAUCCCACAACAUAAAAGCCACAGUUUCUCAAAAAAUAAGGUCACCCUCAAUGUCUUCCGAGUUCCUGAGCCGCCCAUCAUGUCUGUUGCAAUCCAACGUAAAGUGACCGCCACCUGCAAAGUUACUCAUGUCUGUCCAUCAUCUCCUCCCAAAUUCUCCUGGAGCCACUAUGGAAAGAUAAAAACGAAGUCAAAAAAGCUGAAUAAAUGGUUGUGGUCAACAACGUCGACUCUCACCUUUAUCCCUCACAAACACGACUACAACAAGCCUUUAAACUGCAGCGUGUUGUUUAAAGGCAAUAAGACUACAAAGGGCUCUGUGCUUCUCAUCAAGUAGAGUGUCAAGUGAAACUAAAUACAGAGUACUAAAUUGGAGCAAUAUUUUUAGAGCUAUCUGCCAUGAUGACAAAGUGAUUUUGCAGAAAAAGGCCUGAAUUAGUAAAAAAAAUGUAUAGGGACAAGAAAUGCUUAUUGUUGCAUGCUUUGAUUCAUAUUACCUUUUGAGUUUAACUUUACCUAAAUCUUUCAAAAAUGUGUUGGAGGCACAAAUGUUAGAAUUCUUUUUUUUUUUUUUACCUUUGAUGAUUUUCUAAUAGGUUUUAUGGAUUAAUUUUGUUUAGCUGUUUUCUUUUACUCUUCAUAAACUGCAAGAUCAUACACUGACUAUUAAAUAUACAUCAUAGUCCAAAGUCUACAAGUUUCCUUGUUUCUUUGUAUUAAAGCUUUCAUCAAAGUGCUAAGAUUAUGACAUUUUUGUGUUUUUUCUCUCUUAACUUUUGUCUCAAUUAUCUGGAAUGUGUGAAAUAGGAAACUGUUGUGGCAGCAGCCUCCCAUUUGUGGUGAAUGGAGAACAUGGGGUAUUUAAUUUAGCACUUCAAAUGGGCCACCAAGAACCUUCAUCAUCAGAAGAACUGCACAAAUAGCAACUAAAGUAAUAGUAUUAUUCUCUUUAAAUCUACAUUGCAUGGUUCAUUGGGUAACUUUUACUGUUCCUCACGAAGAAAAUGUGGAUAAAAUAUAUAUGGGAACAUUAACUUUUUUCUAUUAACCAUAUUAUGAUAGUUUUUCUCUUUCAAAGGUUGAGAAAAUGACUUGAUGCACUAUAUUUAAGUCCAUUGUCAACUCCACUGUCAAAAAGAAAAGAAGGGAAGUAAAAUAAAAAU